AUGCCCGCCCGAAAUUGGGUACCUAGCCUUCUGUGGCUCCGCAGCUUCAAAUAUGUUGGUUACGGAGUCCUCAACGAUGUCAGAACUCGACUACCAUACUACAAGUCCGAUUUCACUGAUGCCUGGAAUUACCGUGUGGUUCCUUCUACAACCUACAUAUUCUUUACAAACCUUCUUCCCGCCAUCGCGUUUGCGCAGGACAUGUUUGACAAGACAGAAAACUCGUAUGGGGUGAAUGAAGUGUUGAUGAGUCUGGCGUUUGCUGGAGUCGCAUUUGGUCUUUUCUCCGGUCAACCUUUGUGUAUAGUUGGAGUUACCGGACCCAUCUCCAUCUUUAGCUAUACCGUGUACGAGCUCAUUGGACCGCGAGGAACCCCUUAUUUUCCAUUUAUGUGCUGGAUAUACUUAUGGUCGAUGAUUUUCCACUUCAUUCUUGCAUUCACCAACUCGGUUUCUUUCCUCAAAAUCAUCAGUCUGUACUCGUGCGAUGUGUUUGGGUUCUUCAUCUGCGUGGUGUAUAUUCAAAAGGCUAUCCAGCUUCUUAAUGGUCAAUUCCAUCAUGUCGAUUUGGCAUCGGGUUACGCUUCGGUAAUGAUUGCCCUUUUGAUGGUAGCCUGUGGAGUUGGAAGCCACAUAUUCGGGUCUCAGCUCCACUACUUUAACCCAGUUGUGCGCAAGAUUUUUGUGGACUACGGGGUUCCGGCUUCUGUGAUUUUAAUUUCACCGGAUUUAUUCACUUUGGUGGAUUUUUGGAGAAAACAGAACUCGCAAGAUUACCCAUUACCCAAAUCUUUUGCUCCAACUUUAUCGGGAAGGAAGCAAGACCCCACGGCCUGGUUUAUUCAUUUCUGGCCCCUGGAAAAAUAUCAGCGUGGGAGAUGUGUUUCUUGCUGUUCCAUUUGCUAUUUUGCUCACGUUUCUCUUCUAGCUUUGACCACAAUGUUUCGUCAUUGA
Molecule: messenger RNA, 954 nt
Organism: Meyerozyma guilliermondii ATCC 6260
Lineage: Eukaryota; Fungi; Ascomycota; Pichiomycetes; Serinales; Debaryomycetaceae
Exons: 1
Coding region: 1-954 (317 amino acids)
Biological process (GO): borate transport; monoatomic ion homeostasis; monoatomic anion transport
Cellular component (GO): plasma membrane; fungal-type vacuole
Molecular function (GO): solute:inorganic anion antiporter activity; borate efflux transmembrane transporter activity
Source: RefSeq, a predicted model, not a curated record